This is a messenger RNA of Leguminivora glycinivorella, 1415 nucleotides long. RefSeq names its product CLIP domain-containing serine protease 14D-like. Bases 87 to 1181 code for a protein of 364 amino acids. The record is from RefSeq and is a predicted model, not a curated record. NCBI's taxonomy places the organism in Eukaryota, Metazoa, Arthropoda, Insecta, Lepidoptera, Tortricidae. Gene Ontology annotation, biological process: proteolysis. The transcript has 8 exons. Gene Ontology annotation, molecular function: serine-type endopeptidase activity.
AACCGGUUGUACUGACCAGUCGCGAGCCGAUACACGGCUUACGCGGACGUAUGUUUUAAGAAAAAUAUAUAGAUAAGUAUAACAAAAUGAGUGCAAAAUUUACCCUUUGUGUAGUGCUUGCUUGGUUCAGCUGUGCUUUGGCUUAUCAAAAACAGAGCUGCAGUGACUGCGUCGGCUACCGAUCAUGUGAAGCUGCCGUGGCCCUCCUUAACACGAAGACACCAGCUGCUGAUGAGAAGUUCAAGAGCGGCUUCUGUGGGUUUGAUGCUGGCAAACUGCCGAUGGUAUGUUGUUCCCAACUGUCGACUAAAUCAAUAUCCGACACCGUGGAAAGCGUGGAAAACCACCCCAACCUUCAUUUGCUUCCAGACGCGUGUGGAAAAAUCAACGGGGACAAAAUCAUAGGCGGCCGAACUGCAGGCCUCUACGAGUAUCCAUGGAUGACGCUCAUCUCAUAUAAAACACGAUUGGGACCGCAGUUCGAAUGCGGAGGCAGCCUCAUCAAUGAGCGUUACGUCCUCACCGCGGCUCACUGUAUCGCCAACCUGAAGCUGCUUGGAGUGAGGAUAGGAGAGAACGAUGUGGACACAACUACGGACUGCCAGGGAGAACCUCCCACUCUUACCUGCGAGUCUAAGAUUCAGGAUAUUCGCAUUGAAGAGGCCAUCCCCCACCCAGAAUACCACGGCAAACCCAACGUCAAAAAUGACAUCGGUCUUCUUAGGCUUAAGAAGCCUGUGGACUUAUCAUUCAAGAACGCCGGUAUUAUCUGCUUGCCAGUGUCCAGAGACCUUCAGAGCCGUAACCUGGGUGGUCAACACGCCACCGUCGCUGGCUGGGGAUACACGGAGAAAGGAUAUGUGUCGGCCAAGCUGCUUGCCGUAGACGUGCCAAUACACACUACUGAGUCUUGCCGGGAACUAUACAACAGAGGCCGAAAACCCGGUGAAGAAGACGAGACAAUCAAUAAGCUUUGUGCCGGUGAAAACGGCAAAGACUCCUGUGGUGGCGACUCCGGAGGCCCCCUGAUGGUCAAAGGCGCCUACAGGAGCAGCGGAGAGCGUUUCAUUCAGCAUGGCAUCGUCUCGUAUGGACCCAGGCUCUGUGGUUCCGACUUCCCGGGAGUGUAUACCGAUGUUUCAAAGUAUAUGAAGUGGAUUUUGGACAAUAUUAAGCCCUGAUUGGAAAUCGUAGAUAGUCUUUUGGAGCUGUUUCAGCCGUCUGACAUAAAUAGUUGUAAUUAUAAUUAAAAUCUUCAAUAUCUGCACUAUUAAUGACAGUAAUAUGAUACUCAUUCUCUUUUCUUUAGUCAUCAAUAAUCAAUAUGGUUUUUUUGUUAAGUACCUAGAUAAUGUAAGUUAAAAUUGGAUGUAAAAUAUUUUAUAAUUAUAUUGUAAAUAAAUACUUUUUAAAUG